Molecule: messenger RNA, 450 nt
Organism: Lodderomyces pseudojiufengensis
Lineage: Eukaryota; Fungi; Ascomycota; Pichiomycetes; Serinales; Debaryomycetaceae
Exons: 1
Coding region: 1-450 (149 amino acids)
Biological process (GO): endosome transport via multivesicular body sorting pathway
Cellular component (GO): fungal-type vacuole lumen; fungal-type vacuole membrane
Molecular function (GO): ubiquitin protein ligase binding
Source: RefSeq, a predicted model, not a curated record
AUGUGUUUAUGUCUUUCUGACCUUUGUUUAAUAAUAUUAUCAAUAUUUUUCCCACCAUUACCAGUAUGGAUAAGAAGAGGAAUAUGUUCAACAGAUUCAUUUAUAAAUAUUUUAUUAUGUAUGUUAGGUUUUUUUCCAGGCUUAAUUCAUAGUUGGUAUAUUAUUGCAAAAUAUCCUCCUUAUUAUGAUAAUGAAAAUCAAAAAAUUUAUUAUGUUUAUAGAAAUGAUUUAGAAAAUCAAACUCCUAUUGACCAUCAUCAUCAUCAUCAUCAUCACGAUAGUCAUCAUGGUGGAAAUGAACGUACAAGUAUAAGAAAUGAACCUAAUGGAACUGGACAAAUUGCUUAUGGUGCUAUUAAUGAAAAUAGUAGUAAUUCUGGAAAUAAUAAUAAUUCAUUGGUUACAGCACCUCCAAAAUAUUCAGAAUUUGAUAAUAAAACUCAACAUUAA